AUGUCGUCAACAAAUUAUAAUCGAGUAAAAAUUCCGGAACGUGAUUUUCAAUAUAUUAUCAAGAAUUUACAAAUCAAAUAUAGGAUGAAUUAUGAAGACGCGAAAAUGUGUGUUUUAGAAUUAGAACAUUUUUAUACUGGGAUUAAGUAUAAAAUUGUUGAUAGUAUGUUAGAUCAUCCGCCAACAGCAAUUAAAAAUGCAUGGGAAUCGCAUAUUGUUUAUACAUCAAUGUAUUUUAAUUUUACUCAUUCCACAUUUAGUACAUAUGUCCAUUAUGAACCGAUAGAACACGAUAAGGGUCAGUUACAUAUAUACCACAAACUGAAAAAAUUUGGAAUAAAUAAUAUGAAUGAAGCAGUUUGGCUGUUAAAAACUCCACACCAGCAAGAAUAUUAUUCAUCACCGACGUCGUGGAACACUUAUUACAUGGGAUCAAGCACUUUGUCAAAUUUUAAUAGAAAAGAAAAUAAAUUUCUGAAGAAAUUUAUAGAAGAAUACAAACCACCAUCACAUAAUUUUCAAGUAUUAGAUAUCGCUAUGGGACAAGGAAGAAAUUCAAUCUGGCUUGCAAAAAAAGGCUACAAAGUAACAGGGUUUGAUUCAUCUAUUGAAGGUAUACAUAUAGCUAAAAAUCAGACAAAACAGUUAAAUCUGACUGCAUUACAAGCACAGGUAACAACAAUCGAAGAGUUUCACUUUGGUUUCGAACAAUGGGAUUUAAUUGUAUGCAUGUAUUUUCCAAUAAUAAAUCAAACUAGUUAUCUGCGAAGAAUAGAGCAAUCAUUGAAAUAUAAAGGUUUAUUAAUAGUUGAAGCCUUUCAUUGGGAUAGUUUAAGCGACGAAUAUACAAUUCCAGUUGAUGUUACAUAUAGAACAAAUGCCAUACCAUUAUUAUUUCCAAAUUUAACUAUCCUUGUAUACGAAGAGUCAAUUGAUUACAGUGACUUUGGAAAUAGACUAACAAAAAUUAUUCGUUAUGUAGGACAAAAGAAGUACUCACAUGCUUACCCAUGA
Rotaria sp. Silwood2 is the source of this 1014-nucleotide messenger RNA. The record is from the annotation of a GenBank genome assembly. NCBI's taxonomy places the organism in Eukaryota, Metazoa, Rotifera, Eurotatoria, Philodinida, Philodinidae.